Messenger RNA from Penicillium alfredii, 552 nucleotides. RefSeq lists its product as uncharacterized. The transcript has a single exon. The coding region runs from base 1 to 552 and encodes 183 amino acids. The record is from RefSeq and is a predicted model, not a curated record. NCBI's taxonomy places the organism in Eukaryota, Fungi, Ascomycota, Eurotiomycetes, Eurotiales, Aspergillaceae.
AUGGCAACUGUAAUCCAACUGAUUCACAUCCACUACCGUGGCAAGUAUCUGUCUUUGCUGGACUCGGAUGACACCACGCCUAUCUACACCGUCAAGGUGUGUCGCGAAGCGCCCCAGAUGGAAGUCAUUCGACUUAAUCGCGACAACAACCACAGUGACAAUGGAGACACAGCAUUACUGAGCACUGCCUCUUUCAAGACACUCAGCAUGGAAGUGACCCUCUCCAUCCACGACCAUAUGGUUAUGUUGCGGCGCCCCAACAUCUUUUCGCGCACCUACGGCUUCGAGAGCGUGGCUUUGCCAGGCAAUACGCUUCUGUGGGAGGCGGAUGGGUCCUUGUCAGGCGACUUCAAGCUCGUGAAUAGGAGCAAUCACCAGGUCCUGUCCCGAUUCCGGAACAAGGUAUUCUCAACGACAGAGGUCGGGUCGUUCGAGAUGGUGGGCGAUCUAUCUGCAGAACUAAAGGACGAGAUUGUGGUUAGUGGACUGGCAGUGCUGGUCAUGGUGCAGAGUUUGAGUCUGGCUGGCAUGGUUUUGGUGGGAAGUCCCUAG